UGUGUGAAGACGUCAAAAGAGGGCGCGAUUUUCAUGAACAAGAAAUGGCCAGUUCUUCCAGAAAGCCGGACUUUGAGAACCCCAGAAAAGCACUUUUUCGGUCACCCACAGCUGUAGAAGGCAACCAACAUGAUCAACCAGAUUCUUGGAAACUGCUCAACAGAAUACAGAUCGAGCAUGCAUUUGAAGCGUGUAUGAAGAAUGCCCAAAAAGAGUUGCACCAGCAGCGCUUGGAAGACUUAAAGAAGCGAUUGGACUACCUAGCCGAAACGGACUGGAAGUACACACCAGCUCAAAAGCUGAUUGGUUUAGAAUGAUGAGGUCAUCAGAAGGAGUCCAAUGGGAGAAGUGUUGCAACAAAAGAAAGCGUGUUUGAAUUGUCAGUCGAGUCGAGAGUAGCUUAAAAUACUGAGAGGUGAAUCGAUGCCAUCAGGAUCUUCAACAUUUCAAAAUGCUUCACGUUGACUCUGAGUGGUGGACUCAACUGCAUGUAACCAUUGUUCAGUUGAUUGUGAUUGGUUUGUGGAAAUGAGGUAAUCAAGCGACGUGAGCCAAUGGGAGUUGAUGUAACAAAAAGAGAAUCAGCUGACAUUCCAUGUCAGGGAUCAUCUGAUUGGUCAAUCAAGGUCAGGUGAUCGAUAAGGUUCAUAAUAGACCGUAUCAAAUAACCCCCUUGUUGCUAAGAGAGUGGAAAUAUUGUAGGGCAGGCGGUAUGCGGAUGUAAGUGUGUACAUGUACAUCAAUCAAUCAAGCAGUAUGCAGUGUUCCCAAUUUGAUUUCUAUGGCACAUGUACAUGCACAUGCUCACAGACGCCGUGUGGUUGGCAGAUAUUUGAAUGGUAACGAAUAUAACAAAGAAUUCAAAUGAAGUGGGAAGGUAUUUGAAUGAUAACGUCUUAUUUGAUACGGUCUAAACAGACCAUGAAGAAAGCAAGAAAGGAAAUUUAUCAAAACGAACACGUAAACAGUAACACAUGAUCAAUCAACCAUUUUCCCAAAUGGAACUGCCCAAACUAUGUUGUAAACAAGGUUCGUGACUUCAACAACAAAGGGAGUCAUUAAUGAUGAAAACAAAAUUCAUGUACAUGUACAUAUUAUUUUAUGGUGUUUUAUUUUUUUAACAAUACAUGUCUGUGUUUGCACAUUUUCGCAUGAAGGAAAAAUAAAGUAAACAUUACAAUAUAAAUAAAUAUAAAGUAUCCUUUAUUUAUUAGCGGUCUGUACAUCAGAAGUUCCAGGUAACCACACUGUUUUGACCACUUUAAAUAACAAUAAU
Molecule: messenger RNA, 1276 nt
Organism: Asterias rubens (European starfish)
Lineage: Eukaryota; Metazoa; Echinodermata; Asteroidea; Forcipulatida; Asteriidae
Exons: 3
Coding region: 45-317 (90 amino acids)
Source: RefSeq, a predicted model, not a curated record